UGCCCUUUCUUUCAACGCUACCCAGCACCCGGCGCAUACGGCUCUUUCCGCCUACACUCCUCCAUCCUAAAGCCAGCGAACCUGCACCCAAACAUGAGCUUCACAGUGGAGGAAAGGGGAAACCUCAAUUCCCUGAACUACCGCAUAUUCUUCAAGAAUGCUGAAGGAAAGUAUGUGUCACCGUUCCAUGACAUACCAAUGUAUGCUGAUGAGAGUCAGAACAUCUUCAACAUGGUUGUCGAAGUACCAAGGUGGACCAACGCAAAGAUGGAGAUUGCUACAAAAGACCCCCUGAACCCAGUAAAGCAAGAUAUGAAGAAAGGCAAGUUACGAUUUGUUGCCAAUGUUUUCCCACAUAAAGGCUACAUAUGGAAUUAUGGAGCAAUUCCUCAGACAUGGGAAGAUCCCUCGCACAAAGAUGGAGACACCGGCUACUGCGGAGACAACGACCCCAUCGAUGUCUGUGAGAUCGGCAGUAAGGUUCAUUCCCGUGGGGAUGUAAUCAAAGUGAAGGUGCUCGGGGUCCUGGCCAUGAUCGACGAGGGCGAGACUGAUUGGAAAGUGAUUGCAAUCAAUGUAGAGGACCCUGAAGCCAACGACUUGAACAACAUCGGUGACGUCCGGCGCCUGAAACCUGGUUACCUGGAGUCCACGGUCGACUGGUUCAGAAGAUAUAAAGUGCCAGAUGGGAAGCCAGAGAACCAGUUUGCUUUCAACGGCGAGUUCAAAGACAAGGACUUUGCCAUCAAAGUGAUCAAGAACACGCACAACUUCUGGAAAGAUCUCAUUUCCCAAAAGGCCGAUGCUGGUGAACUCAACUGCAAGAACACGUGUGUCUCGGCCAGUGACAGCCCUUACUUCUGCUCCGCGGAGGAGGCUAAAGCUGUUGUCAGUGGAACCAGUCCUCCUGGAGAUGAAGAACCCAUCCCCUCAUCAGUAGAUAAAUGGUUCUACUAUGAGCGGAAGUAACCCAGCAGCGGUUUGGAUUGGAGCAGUGAAGCAGUGAUCUCACGUACUUGUAGAUGGUGCCACCAAUGUGAAGCAAUGUGGGUGUUUGGUUCCGGGCUGGCUGAUUCCCUGUAGAUGCGUAGAUGGAGAGAUAAUAGUUGUUUACUGUAGGAAAUGAAAAGUAAUCAUGUCUCGACCAAAUUAAUUUUCGUAUUUAAUAAAAACUCUUAAGAUUUCCUGUCAAAAAUUAAAAGUGCUAUUCUUGUAGUUACUGGUACCAUCAUGUAUGAGAAUCUGAACUGCUUAAAUAAAGUUUCUCUGGUUAAAUUAUCA
This is a messenger RNA of Gasterosteus aculeatus aculeatus (three-spined stickleback), 1281 nucleotides long. RefSeq names its product inorganic pyrophosphatase 1b (gene ppa1b). Gene Ontology annotation, molecular function: inorganic diphosphate phosphatase activity; magnesium ion binding. Lineage: Eukaryota; Metazoa; Chordata; Actinopteri; Perciformes; Gasterosteidae. Gene Ontology annotation, cellular component: cytoplasm. The record is from RefSeq and is a predicted model, not a curated record. Gene Ontology annotation, biological process: phosphate-containing compound metabolic process.